AUGCAGAGCAAUAAAACCUUUAAUUUGGAGAAACAGAACCAUACUCCAAGGAAAGACCAUCAGCAGCACCAGCAGCAGCACCAGCAGCAGCACCAGCAGCAGCACCAGCAGCAGCCACCACCACCACCAACACCUGCAAAUGGGCAACAGGCCAGCAGCCAAAAUGAAGGCUUGACUAUUGACCUGAAGAAUUUUAGGAAACCAGGAGAGAAGACCUUCACCCAACGUAGCCAUCUCUUUGUGGGUAAUCUCCCUCCUGACAUCACUGAGGAGGAAAUGAGGAAACUUUUUGAGAAAUACGGGAAGGCAGGCGAAGUUUUCAUUCAUAAGGAUAAAGACUUUGGCUUUAUCCACUUGGAAACACGAACCCUGGUGGAAAUUGCCAAAGUAGAGUUGGACAAUAUGCCACUCCGUGGAAAACAGCUGCGUGUGCGCUUUGUCUGUCAUAGUGCAUCCCUUACGGUUCAAAACCUUCCUCAAUACGUGUCUAACGAACUGCUGGAAGAAGCUUUUUCUGUGUUUGGCCAGGUGGAGAGGGCCAUAGUCGUUGUGGAUGAUCGAGGAAGACCCUCAGGAAAAGGCAUUGUUGAGUUCUCAGGGAAGCCAGUUGCUUGGAAAGCUCUGGACAAAGGCAGUGAAGGGUCUUUCCUGUUAACCACAUUUCCUCGGUCUGUGACUAUGGAGCCGAUGGACCAGUUAGAUGAUGAAGAAGGGCUUCCAGAGAAGCUGGUUAUAAAGAACCAGCAAUUUCACAAGGAGCGAGAGCAGCCACCCAGAUUUGCACAGGCUGGUUCCUUUGAGUCUGAGUAUGCGACGCGUUGGAAGGCACUCACUGAGAUGGAGAAACGGCAGCAGGACCAGGUGGACCACACCAUCAAGGUGGCUCGUGAGAAGCUGGAAAUGGAGAUGGAGGCUGCUCAUGGUGAGCACCAAGUCAUGCUAAUGAGGCAGGAUUUGAUGAGGCGCCAAGAAGAACUUCGAAGAAUGGAAGAGCUGCACAACCAAGAGGUGCAAAAAAGAAAGCAAUUGGAGCUCAGGCAGGAAGAGGAGCGUAGGCGCCGUGAGGAAGAAGUGCGGCGGCAGCAAGAAGAGAUGAUGCAGCGACAGCAGGAAGGAUUCAAGGGGAUUGAGAUAAGGAUGGGCCAGAUGGCUAUGGGAGGUGCUAUGGGCUUGAAUAAUAGAGGCGCCAUGCCCCCUGCUCCUGUGCCAGCUGAUACCCCAGCUCCUCCAGGACCUGCCACUAUGAUGCCGGAUGGAACUUUGGGACUGACCCCACCAACAACUAAACGCUUUGGCCAAGCUGCCACAAUGGAAGGAAUUGGGGCAAUUGGUGGAACCCCUCCUGCAUUCAACCGUGCAACUCCUGGAGUUGAAUUUGCUCCAAACAAAUGUCGUGGAUUCUAA
Messenger RNA from Sciurus carolinensis (gray squirrel), 1404 nucleotides. Its product is annotated as non-POU domain-containing octamer-binding protein-like. Gene Ontology annotation, biological process: regulation of DNA-templated transcription. Lineage: Eukaryota; Metazoa; Chordata; Mammalia; Rodentia; Sciuridae. Gene Ontology annotation, cellular component: nucleus. Gene Ontology annotation, molecular function: RNA binding. The record is from RefSeq and is a predicted model, not a curated record.